Molecule: messenger RNA, 276 nt
Organism: Phytophthora nicotianae INRA-310
Lineage: Eukaryota; Oomycota; Peronosporomycetes; Peronosporales; Peronosporaceae
Exons: 1
Coding region: 1-276 (91 amino acids)
Source: RefSeq, a predicted model, not a curated record
AUGUCUGGAUUGGUGGUUUCGUUACUUCGUACGGCUCAGACGGGAUACGAGGUGGCUCAAGGCUUCGCUUACAUGUGUAAACCGCGCCAGACUAACGAGGUAUGCUGCGGUAUCUAUAUGCUGCGCUACCUGUACAGUAUCCAGAAGCACAUCAACGAGCACAAGCCUAUGUCAAUUCUGUCUCAAAUCGAGUCACUCGUCAAGGGUGACUUUAACUCCAACAAGGCAAAUCAAGCCAGGAAAUCGCUCCUAUGCCAGCUAUCUAAGACUGCUUAA